AUGUGUUGUAACGCAUCAGGACAGCCCACUAACUAUUCUCCGAUAGACAAGAAGUGCCCUUUCACCGGUCUCGUCUCCAUUCGUGGUCGUAUCCUGACCGGCACCGUCGUUUCCACCAAGAUGCACCGAACUCUGAUUAUCCGAAGAGAGUACCUUCACUUCAUCCCCAAGUACUCUCGUUACGAGAAGCGCCACAAGAACCUCGCCGCCCACGUUUCCCCCGCUUUCCGUGUUGAGGAGGGUGAUCAGGUUACCGUUGGCCAGUGCCGACCUCUUUCUAAGACUGUUCGUUUCAACGUCCUGCGUGUUCUGCCCCGAACUGGCAAGGCGGUUAAGAAAUUCAGCAAGUUCUAA
This is a messenger RNA of Metarhizium robertsii ARSEF 23, 354 nucleotides long. Its product is annotated as Ribosomal protein S17. Gene Ontology annotation, cellular component: cytosolic small ribosomal subunit; ribosome. The coding region runs from base 1 to 354 and encodes 117 amino acids. The transcript is spliced from 2 exons. The record is from RefSeq and is a predicted model, not a curated record. Gene Ontology annotation, molecular function: structural constituent of ribosome. Gene Ontology annotation, biological process: translation. Lineage: Eukaryota; Fungi; Ascomycota; Sordariomycetes; Hypocreales; Clavicipitaceae.